Molecule: messenger RNA, 1336 nt
Organism: Populus nigra (black poplar)
Lineage: Eukaryota; Viridiplantae; Streptophyta; Magnoliopsida; Malpighiales; Salicaceae
Exons: 2
Coding region: 640-939 (99 amino acids)
Source: RefSeq, a predicted model, not a curated record
CGAAUUUAUGUACAUUGUGAUACAAAAAUUACUACAAAACAACUCUCUGUUAUGUUUUCUAUCUUUAUGGGUUCCUCAAAAAAUCAAUCUUCGGUUUUUCUUUUUUAUUAAAUUAAAAUUAAAUGGUUUCAUUUCGUCACUUGUUUGAUCUCCUUUUCUGUACGAUUAAUCUUAUUUUCUCUGCCUUAACGUUCAUUUCCUUUUUCAUUCAUCUAUCAAUUAGCUAAAACGAAACUCUCUUCUUCUUCUUCUUCUUCUUCUUCUUUUCUUUUCAAAGCUCCUGUUUUUUCUCACUUUCUUGGGAAAGUAAUGUUAUUCCCUCCUCCUCUCAAUAACUUCUCUUUUUUACGCCCCUUUUCUUUUAGAUUUCUUGAUUUUGUAUUUUAUUAAUCUCGUUCAGAGUUCGAUCAUGUCAAAAACAAGCGUUGACCUUGUAUUUUGAUCGUCAAAACCCUAUCAAAACAGCCUUGACCACACAAAAAGUUUGGGUUUUGGGGUCAAGGUUUGUUGAUUCUUGACGUUUAGAAAUCUGGGUUGGUGUUAUUUUGGUUAAAUAUGUUUUUUUGAUUGAUAGAAUUGGGUUUUUUUAGCUUUGCUUUUCUUUCUUUUUUAGGAUUGUGGGUGUAUAUUUAGUAGUCAAUGGACAAGCAUGUUAAUAAGGAUGCUAAUGGAUUAAAAAACGAGCCUUUAAUUAUGACUCUAGACUCUCCAAAAGCUGAGGAGGAUGUUGAAGGGAAUGGAGAAGAUUAUAGUGAGUUCAAGGCUUUGUUGCCUCCUAGGAAAGGUGGGAUGUCAAGAAAUUCAGACAAAGUCAGGAGAAAAGUUCAGUGGAAUGAUAAUAAUGGGAAUAAGCUGGUGGAGGUUUUAGAAUUCGAACCCAGCGACGUUAGUGAUUCUGACGAAGAGGAUACAGAUUCCUGCUUAUGUACGAUAAUGUAGAUAUGUCAGUACAUCAAUUUGUAGAUAUCUGCUGGACAAGCUAGAAGGGCAUUCUUUCCAGCUACGGCAUGAUAAUUGUGUGAAGGACUGGUUUCAACUUCUUGUUGUAAUUGAGGCACCUGCAAUCCCUGUCAACAUUUUGGCGCUGCUUGCCGAAGGGAAAUAUAAUUAGAGCUCUUAGAUGGUUUUUGUGGUGAGAUUUCAAACAAGCAGCUUCAUAUUGGUGGGACCUCAUCCUGGGAAAUGAAGCAGACUGAAAUAACGAUGAUCAAGCUUACACCAUGUGGCAUAGGAUAUCAAGUAAAACUGAACAUUUUUGCUUUUCCACAUGAUUAUAUAUGAAGAGAUGAACAAAGCUCAGAUUAUUUUCAAUGACGAUUUCAUGAAGUUUCAUUUA